This is a messenger RNA of Leptopilina boulardi, 1747 nucleotides long. RefSeq lists its product as uncharacterized. The record is from RefSeq and is a predicted model, not a curated record. The transcript has 4 exons. Gene Ontology annotation, cellular component: host cell nucleus. Bases 525 to 1727 code for a protein of 400 amino acids. Lineage: Eukaryota; Metazoa; Arthropoda; Insecta; Hymenoptera; Figitidae. Gene Ontology annotation, molecular function: single-stranded DNA binding. Gene Ontology annotation, biological process: DNA replication.
UUUAACUUAUUAAACGUUUAAUUGAGUUUUCAAAAUUUGAGAAUUUAUAAUUCUGUCACAAAAAAUAUUUUCUAUAAAAAUAAGCAGUAUUAUUCAAUUUUUUAAAACACCCGCCAAUUAUCGAUAAUAACACUUCCGUCAUUGUCAUUUAGAUAUAUUGCUUUGCGACUUCCUUCAUCAGCGUCACCGUGUCAUUCUAGUUGAAAAAUAUAAAAAAAUUACUUUUUAGAGUAAUUUAUUUUAAAAAAUAACUGAAAAAUUGGAAUUAUUCGUAUCCUCAACUACAGUGGACGUCAUUUAGCGGAUUUUUACAAAAUAUAACGUGAAUCUUGAUAGUAAACAAAAUGUGUUCUGCUGACGUUUCUGUUACGUUUUAUUUAUUAACAUCGCAACAUAAUAAUAUGAGAAGUUCAUCUGAAUAACUUUUGGUAUUGGCUGCCUUUUUAUCUUUAAAGUGGAAAGAGUACGAAUUGUGUUCAUGAUUUUCAUUCAAUUUACUUAGGAAUUGCUAUUAUUAAUAUAAAAUGGAUGAGGAAAGAUGUCGUGAUGAAAGACGUCGCAAAUUAGUAAGAGCACGGGUUAGAAAGCAUAGGGAACUAACUCUUGCUGCCGAACGUCGCAGAUCAUCAGAUUCGUCUUCAUCAAGUGAUGAACGUGAUGUACGACAUCACGCUGCAGGGAUUCGAGCACAGAAUAACUUGACACCUCCAGACAAUCAAGAAGGCUCCAAAAAUUCCACUUCGAAUGAAGUAUUAUCCUCUCAAAACGACGAUAAUCCUCAUCUUCCAAUUGAAAAUCGCAUUCAAUCAGAAAGAUCGAAUUCACCAGCACCAAGCGGAAAUGAACAUGAGAACUCAGGCCAAGACGCAGAAGAAAAUGAAGCAUCUAUUGCUUCAUCUGAUUGGACUGGAGAUGAAAUUAAUGAAGAAGAUGAUCAAGCAGUAGAAGAAAUCGAUGAAAGUGCUGAUAGUGAAGUUUCUGAGGAAGAAAAUGAAAAUCUUGCCGACAUGGAUAGACUUCGUGAGUGGGCCAUCAAAAAUAAAAUUCAGCAAAAUCAUUUGGAUGAACUUCUUACCAUUUGUAGAAGGCGUUGGUUACCAGACCUUCCAAAAUCUUCGAAAACGUUUUUGAGAACAACGGCGGCAACGUAUAACAUUUUUUCGAUGGAUUGUGCUUCUGGAACUGACGGAGAAUUUGUUUAUUUUGGUGUUGGAAAAGAUCUAAGGGAGUGUAUAGACCCAAACGUUCACACAGGGAAUACAAUUCAGCUUAAAUUUAAUGUUGACGGUUUGCCUAUCAGUAAAUCUGAUAACACUCAACUGUGGCCGAUUCUUUGUCAAGUCGAUCACGAUGAAAUAAGUUAUGAACCUUUUGUUGUAGCCCUGUUUUGUGGAAUGUCAAAACCUGUUAGUAAUUUGGUUUAUUUCGAUGAAUUUUGUACAGAAAUAAAUCAAAUACUAGAAGAUGGGCUUGAAAUUGAAGGACAUUUAUAUGAUUAUGUAACCGUAAGAUGUUUUGUUUGUGACACACCUGCAAGAUCGUUUUGCAAACAUACUGCAGGUCAAAAUGGCACAUAUUCUUGCGAAAGAUGCACCGUCAAAGGUACAAAACGAGGAUUCCCUGCUACAGUCUAUUUAUCGAUGGACAGUGAAGAACGCACAGAUGAAUCAUUUCAACUUCUAAAAAUCUUAUGCGAAUUUCUGCAUUCCCAUUUGAAAAUUGUUUAGGGAAAUUAAAAUCUAAACUC